Messenger RNA from Peromyscus californicus insignis, 861 nucleotides. RefSeq names its product protein PET100 homolog, mitochondrial. The record is from RefSeq and is a predicted model, not a curated record. Gene Ontology annotation, biological process: mitochondrial respiratory chain complex IV assembly. Gene Ontology annotation, cellular component: mitochondrion; mitochondrial inner membrane. The coding region runs from base 101 to 331 and encodes 76 amino acids. Lineage: Eukaryota; Metazoa; Chordata; Mammalia; Rodentia; Cricetidae. The transcript is spliced from 4 exons.
CUCCGCUUCAGUGUCUGGUCUUGAGAUGCACCAAUGAGAUUUUGCAUUGCUGGAGCGUCGCCUUUGGGCGGAAGUGGCUUCGUAGAACCGGAGAGGAGAGAUGGGGGUGAAGCUGGAGGUGUUUCGGAUGUCACUCUACCUCACUUUCCCCGUGGUUAUGUUCUGGAUCUCUAAUCAGGCAGACUGGUUUGAAGACUAUGUUGUCCAGCGCAAGAGGGAGCUGUGGCCACGAGAGAAGGAGGGUCAGCGCCAGGAGCUAGAAGAGUUCAAACAGAAGAUCCGGAAGCAGAGGGAAGAGAGACUCCUUCAAGCUGCUCAGCAGAGCUCCUGAGACCUUCAAGUCCUCCACCCAGAAAUAACACACACUCAGUUCUUUAUUACUAGUGCCAAGCAUUUUAUUGUUGUUUUCAGGGGCCGGUGGGGGGCCCAGGGUGGCUAGAACUCUCAAGGAGCUUGUGUCUGGGGUUGGGGGCUGCUGUUCCUGCGGAAGCUGAGUGCAGCAGGGUCCUGAGGGGUGAGCAGGGGUUGAGGGCUGAGGGUCCCAGGUCGUUUCUGCAUUCCAUCCUGCAGAUGAAGAGGGGUCAGACAGAGGGGACCAAGGAAAGAGCAAGCCAGAGGUGCCUCCAAACAACAUUUCCUUUGUGUGCUUCAUCUGCCGAUCAGUGUGGUAUUUGGUAUGAGAUGGUCAGCUCUCCGUGGGGUCUUGAUCAGAACUUGGGCUAUUGGUUUACACCUGUAAUCCUAGCACUCAAGAAGCAUAGGCAGGAGAAUUAUCUCAAGUCCAAAGCCAUCCUGGUCUGCAUAGAAAGUUCCAGGCUUACAACCUUGUCUCGAAAACAAAUAAAUGAGCCGACAAGAUGA